CAUAAACAUAGCCAUGUGCAUUUGGCGGGUAGUUCUGUCAAUAUACAGAAGCAGAACUCAAUUCUAGGUGGAGUAAUAAUCAGUAAUGCCACCAAAGAGAAAAACAAGAGGAACUGGGAAAUCACAGACAGAUAAGGAAACCAAAGAGAAGUCAGAUAAUUAUGAUGUUGAAAAAACAGAAAGUAGCCAGAAAAGUUCUGUAAGAAGAAUUAAAAAUGAAACAAAAGAAAAGAAUGAAAAGAAGACACGUCCUGUUAGGAAAAGAAGAAGUGAAGAAAAUAUAGACAAAAAUGUGGUGCCAUGUAAACAGAAACGAAAAGAAGUAAAACUAGAAAAUUCUGUGUGUGAACAGAAAAGUUGGAAUGGAAAGAAAUCAAAAUCUGGCAAAUUGGUUCAGGAAGAUUCACAGGAAAAUAUGACUGCGACAGAAGCAAAGAGAAUGAGUAAAAAACAAAUAGAUUCUAUUGAUUCUUUUAACAACAAAAAAGCCUCAAAGAAAGUAUUAAAACAAAAAGGUGAAUUAAUGCAAGAUGGAAAAAAUAAGCCAGAACAGGAGGAUAUAUCUGAUGAAGGAAAAAUUGUUCAUGAAUCGUUGAAGAAGAGUGAUAGUGAAGAUGAUGAUAGUGAAGAUGAUGAUUUUGAGGAAGUAGAAGACAAGACUGUUAAGGAAGUAAAAGUGGAAAUGGUUGCCAUGGAAACAAAACCCGAUAUAUCACAACCUGUUGGUGUAAUGAGUGAUUCAGAUUGCUCAGACUUUGAAAAUGUAGAAAGUGUUGUUAAGUCCAAAAAAGAUAAGGCAAAAACAGUUAAAAAGAAGCCUGCAGUUAAAACAGUUAAAAGCAAACCUGCAGUUAAAACUCUUAAAACUACACCAUCAGCAAAGAGAAGAAGUAAAUCUACUUCCGAUGUAAAGAGCAAGUCUGGAACAAGAAAAAGGCAACAUGGAAAAGCUGCUGCAGAGGUAAAAUCUAAGUUCUCCAAGAUGGAUGGAGUUAAGCCUGAAGCAGACGUCCCUUCGGCUUCCCAAGUAGAGGAUCUCGAUGUGGGGGACGUUACAGCUGUCUUGUUGAGAAUGGAAGGCGCAAGCUGCUCUCAAUCAGUACCUUCAGGUCAAGGUGAAGGUGGGGAAAAGGUUAAAGGGUCAAGGUCAACAACUGAUAGUGAAGAUGAUGAUGAGGAGGAAGAGGAUAGUGAAGACUGGGAGGAAGUGGAAGAUCACAAAGGGAGCCCAUUUAAAUCUCAGAUUCCACAAGAGCCGGUGGAAAUCACUCUAGAAGCACCAGAUAUCAUGAGGAAGAAAAGGAAGAAGAAGAAGUUUGACUGGCUUGGUUAUAUUCAGCAAACAAUGAGAAGAUUUCAGAAGGAUGUUCGAAUGAACAUUCAUAAGGUGCAUCUUCUGUGUCUGUUGUCCCAUGGAUUCCAUCAGAGCAACAUCUGCAACGCUGACACGCUUGUGGCGCAGGCUGUCUCGGUCAUCCCUUCCAGGUUUUCCCGUGGCCCCACAUCCUGCAGCUUGGAGGGGUUGAGGCAGAUUGUGAAGUGGUUCCGAGAGGAAUUCCCCCUCCAGGCCAAGUCACAGUACUUUGAUGGUGAUGAGAACAAUCCUGGACUGAUUAAAGAAGCUCAGUUAGAAGCAGCCAUUUCAACCCGCCAGAUCUGUGAUGGCCGAGUUCUUGCGACUAUUUUCAUCAUUUUCUUGCGGACAAUGGGAUUUGAUGUACGACUGAUGAUGUCUCUCCAGCCAAUGGGAUUCAAGGUUAUGGAAGAAGAUAAGUUUAAAGUAAAGAAAAAUCCAAAACUGAGGACAACCCCACCACUUCAGGAACAACUCAGGAUAAAGAAGAAAACGGAGAAAAAGGAAAAACCAGUGUUGGAAAUACUAAAAGAUCAAAAAACUCAAAAAGUGUUUCUGCUGGACAAAAAAUUAAAUCUAAAUCCAAAGUUAUGGCGGACAAAGAUUCUAAAACCAAAGCCAAGAAUAAAAAAGCUGAUAACAAGUCUAAGAAGGGCAAGGCCAGCAAGGGGAAACAACUCUCGAAGAAGAAACUUUCUUCAGAGGACUCUGAUUCUGAUGGGGAAGAGAAACCCAAGAAGAUUACGGAAAAGAGAUGAGAAGAAAACGAUGAAAGAAGAAAUAGAUGGGAAUGAGUCUGGGUUUGAAGAAAGUGUUCCUAGUGACUGUGAUAGCAGCUUCUCAGAGGAGGAAUAUACUGUGAAGAAGCAGAAAGGAAAGCGAGGAGGCAAAGGAAAACAGAAAGCAGUGAAGAAGGAGAAGGUGGAGGAAGAGGUCGUUGUACAGAGCUCUGGGAGUGAGUUUAUGGAGGAAGAGACAUCCUUCCGAAGUCCCCUGAGGGAGAAGUUGAACAAGAGGAAGAAUAGGAAGGUUCUGUCUUCUGACUCGGAUGGCGAAGGAAGAUCUGGAAAUAAAGGUUGUGACAUCUGGACGGAAGUGUUCCUGCCAAAAGAAUCAAGAUGGCUGUGUGUUGACUGUGUGCACAAUAUUAUAGACAAGCCAUAUGAGAUAGAAUCCAAGCUGGUCCAACCAGUUCACUAUGUGAUCGCCUUCAGUGCAGGUGGGUACCUCCGAGACGUGACUGCCAGGUAUGCCUCUCAGUGGAUGUCACACACACGUAAACUGAGAGUCGAUCAAGAGUGGUGGGAUGAAACUCUGGAGAUCUACAAGAACCCAGCUCCUGAGCAUGGGGAUAAUGAUGAAGAUGAUAUAAGAGCCCAGCUCAUGAAGAGACCCCUGCCAACAAGCGUCGGCCAGUUCAAGAAUCAUCCACUGUAUGCACUGUCUCGCCAUCUGCUGAAGUACGAGGCCAUCUUCCCAGAGUCCUCUAUCCCCCUCGGUUACAUCCGGGGUGAACCUAUCUACGCCAGAGAGUGUGUACACACUCUCCAUUCCCGAGAGAACUGGCUGAGAGAAGGGAGAGCGGUCCGGCUGGGUGAAAGUACAUAUAAAAAUGUGAAAUCAAGGAAGAGAUGGAAACAGAAACUUCUUAAUCCAGAUCCUGAUGCCCUUGACCUUGAGCUGUUUGGACUUUGGCAGACGGAGAUCUACAUCCCGCCUCCUGCUGUUGAUGGCAAGAUUCAGCGGAAUGAGUAUGGGAACGUUGAGCUGUUCAAGCCGUGGAUGUUGCCGGGGGGAACCGUGCACCUGCAAGGAUUCCCAGCUCUGAACCGAGUCGCGAAGAAGCUGUACCUGGACGUUGCACCAGCCAUGGUGGGGUGGGACACUCACUGCGGUUUCUCUCAUCCUCUGAUUGACGGCUGGAUCGUGUGUGAGGAGCACAAGGACAUCCUGAUCGCCGCAUGGGACGAGGACCAGGAGAUACAGAAGCAGAGGGAGAUUGAGAAAAGGGAGAAGCGGGUGCUAGGCAACUGGAAACUGUUGACACGAUCCCUCCUCAUCAGAGAGAGGCUGAAGAAGCGAUUUGAUCUGCAGGAUACAAAUGCCGAGGAGGAGAUGGAGGAGAAAGAGGAUUGUGGGGAGGAGAAGACGGGAAAGGAAGAGAAGGCUGUAGACGUUGUUCAGUCGUGGCCGGCAAACAGGCAGAAGGGGAAGCACAAAAAACUGUCUGAAAACACUGAAACCAUGUGAUCUGUGGAACUGUCAGUGAGAUAUGUUUGUGGGGCUGUGGCUGACAGUGAGAUAUGUGAAUGGUUGAAGCCAUCUUUGAGAUAAACAAACAGCUGUAGCUAAUUAUGAAAUGUUUGAACAGUUGAAGCUGUUAUUGAAAUACAUGAACAGCUAAAGCUUUCAGUUAGAUGUGCUGAACAGUUG
Haliotis rubra (blacklip abalone) is the source of this 3787-nucleotide messenger RNA. RefSeq names its product DNA repair protein complementing XP-C cells-like. Lineage: Eukaryota; Metazoa; Mollusca; Gastropoda; Lepetellida; Haliotidae. Gene Ontology annotation, cellular component: cytoplasm; nucleus; nucleotide-excision repair factor 2 complex. Gene Ontology annotation, molecular function: damaged DNA binding; single-stranded DNA binding. The record is from RefSeq and is a predicted model, not a curated record. Gene Ontology annotation, biological process: mismatch repair; nucleotide-excision repair.